Molecule: messenger RNA, 3174 nt
Organism: Prorocentrum cordatum
Lineage: Eukaryota; Dinophyceae; Prorocentrales; Prorocentraceae
Source: the annotation of a GenBank genome assembly
AUGGCCACUUCUUCAACCGGCACUCUCACAAGCACAAGCCAGACGAGUACCACCACCCUGACAUCCACCUCUGUAACGAGCACAGCCCGGACAGGCAGCACAGUAACGUCCACUAGCCACACAAGCACCCUUUCCCUAACAACCAUGUUCACGACCACACUCGCCCGUACACUCCUAAGCACAAGCCAGACGAGCACCACCACCUCGGUAAGCGCAAUCAUCAUUCCCAGUGCAACUUCUUCGACGUCGCAUACAAUCACUACCGUCGCCGCCACCAGCACAGCCGCUUCUUCGCUCAGCACUCUCACGAGCGCAAGCCAGACGAGCACCACCACCCUGACAUCCACCUCUGCAACGAGCACAAGCCAGACGAGCACCACCACCCCGACGAACACGACGAUCACAGCCACCAGCACGGCCGCUUCUUCAACCAGCACUCUCACAAGCGCAAGCCAGACGAGUACCACCACCCUGACAUCCACCUUUGCAACGAGCACAAGCCAGACGAGCACCACCACCCCGACGAACACGACGAUCACCGCCACCAGCACGGCCACUGCUUCAACCAGCACUCUCACAAGCGCAAGCCAGACGAGUACCACCACCCUGACAUCCACCUCUGCAACGAUCACAAGCCAGACGAGCACCACCACCCCGACGAACACGACGAUCACCGCCACCAGCACGGCCACUUCUUCAACCAGCACUCUCACAAGCGCCAGCCAGACGAGUACUACCACCUUGACAUCCACCUCUGCAACGAUCACAAGCCAGACGAGCACCACCACCCUGACGAACACGACGAUUACCGCCACCAGCUCGGCCACCUCCACGACUACCCGCUCACUCACGAGCGCAAGCCAGUCGAGCACCACCAGCCUGACGAGCACAACCAGCACUUCCAGCACAGCUUCCUCGACGACACAGACAACCACUACGACCCCGCUUUAUUCCUUGAGCAGCUCUUUGUCUUUCGACAGCACAGGCACGGCAACUCAGGUGGAAGCUGCUGUGGUCGCAGUUUUGACUGCAACAUAUUCAGUGGCCGAGGACAUUAUGACUGUGACUGUCACGGCGGGUACUUCGCCCAUCGUGACCCGAGAGCUCGCAGGCUCAACCACCAGCUGGCAGGUAGAUUUUAUGAUUGUUGCAGAUGAGGGCACUGUCGACCAGGUGUACGCAGUCGCUGUCAAGAUGUCUGCAAACAGUACAAACUCCAGUGCCCUCGAACGCUUUGGGUCGGAUCUGGGCAGCGCCUUGGAAAGUUUGAACGUGACGCUAAAUUCGACAACCCUGGCGUACACAGACCCAGUUAAACUGAUAAUUACCGCCACCGUGACAACAGUAAGCACGAGCACUACCCAGACGAGUACAUUCACCAGAACACUUACAAGCGUAAGCCAGACGAGCAGUGUCACCUCAACCACCGGCACAUUUACAAGCAUAAGCCAGACGAGCAGUUUCACCCUGACCACCACCGCUCAUACCAGCACGGCCACCUCAACCACCAGCGCAUCUACAAGCGUAAGCCAGACGAGCAGUUCCACCCUGACCACCACCGCUCAUACCAUCACGGCCACCUCAGGCACCAGAACUCUCACGAGCACAACCUCUGAAACGGGCACAACGCAUAGCACCACCCUGACGAGCGCAUCCGAGACCAGCUCAACACCGAGCAGCACCUUGACGAGCGCAUCCGAGACCAGUAUCACAGGGAGCAGCACCCUGACGAGUGUAUCCGAGACCAGCACCACAGGCAGCAGCACCCUGACGAGUGUUUCCGAGAGCAACACCACAAGCAGCAGCACCUUGACGAGUGCAUCCGAGACCAGCACGACACAGAGCAGCAGUGUCAGUUCUGGGUCUUCGACUUGGACCACGAGAAGCAGAACCACUUCGACCACCAUGAGUACUACCGAAAGCAGCAACACUCCGACCACUGUGAGCACUGCGAGCAUUCGGGCGCCCCCUCAAAUAAUUGGGUCGAUCGGCUUGCUGUUCGUGGAUCCGGAGGCGGUCCGGAACGGCCCAGAUGCAUUGAAGGUGUUGAACUCAAUUGGCGCUACGAUCGCUCAGGUGGUGGGCACGUCCGCGAGUUACGUCAGCACCUGGUUUGCGCAGUCUCGAAGGCUCCGGGCCCCUACGCGCGGGCUCUCCAGCGGCAGCCUUGUGGUGGAGUACAGCGUAUCUGUGCCAGCGGAUGCUCCGGCCGACAUCCCGGAUCUUGCCGCCAUGCAGGCGUCCUUGGACAGUGUGGAUAUCAGCUCUUUCACGUCUUUGUUGCAAGCGAACAUCGACGUGGAGGUCGGGGACGGAGUGUACGAGGUCGCCGUGACGGGAAUCACGGCAAUCGCCAUCAACGUGCCGAGCGUCACCUUGCCAGAGGAUACAAUCGACGCUGGUCUCGAGGACGAGGCCAAUUCGAUUAUUGUCGGCAUCGUCAUUUCAGGUGUGGUUUUUAUCGGGUGCGGGUCUUUGCUUCUGUUGCGAGGCUGGCGCUCCCAUCGUCGGCAAGCGGGGGAUCAUGUCAGGGACGCGGAGGUCCCGGGGAUCCCGGUGGGCCCGUUGGGCGCCGCCGGGUCGGCGGCCAGCGCCAGGUCCGAGAAGCUCUCCGUCCGCUUCGAGGGCGACAAGCCGCCCGAGGGCGACCCCAGCUCGGCGAACGCGGGCUCGGCCAGCGCUGGAGCACAGGCCGCGGCUGCGAGGCCGCCCGCUGGCGUGGGCCCCCGCCCACGCCAGCGCUCGCCCAAGCCGCGCUCGCCCACGCCGCGCCCGAAGAAGCGCGGCAAGGCCCAGCAGGUGGCCGACGCCGGCGAGGCCGCGGCGGGCCCGGGCGGCGCCGCCAGGCAGCCUUCGCAGCGCGCGCUGGUCGAGGACCCGGAUGAGAUGCCGUUCGUGCAAGCCUCCAAGUGGAUCGUGGUGCCUCAGCUGGGCCGGCUCUUCUCGGCGGCGGCGCCCGACUGCGACGACUCGGAGGGGUUCGUCGACGACAGCGACUCCCUGGACGACCAGUGCUCCAUUGUGUCCGUGGACCUCGGGCACCCCGCGGACGAGGACCGCUCCGUGGUCUCCGUGGGCGGCAGCCGCUCCGUGGUCUCCGUGGGCGCCCCGUCGCUCGACGGCGCGUGCCCCGCGGCGCACGCCGGCAGGCGGAUCUUCGGGCUGGACCCCUAA